Molecule: messenger RNA, 3370 nt
Organism: Durio zibethinus
Lineage: Eukaryota; Viridiplantae; Streptophyta; Magnoliopsida; Malvales; Malvaceae
Source: RefSeq, a predicted model, not a curated record
UCUCAACCCCACAUUACCCACCAUUAGUAUUCAAGCAUCACGUACGAUUCUGAUGUACGCGUCUAUGCGUCUAUAAAAUAAAGCUCGCCAUUCUCUACUUUACUUGCUCUCCAAAUACUGCAAACUAAACAUCAAGAUAACCAGAAGUUAUGAGGCCUUCAUUUGCAUUUGCAUGCUUUCUCUUUAUCCUUGCUCUUUUCCAAUUCACCGCUUUUUCUUUCUCGUCUGUACACCCAGUGCUUUGUCAUGACGAUGAACGCCUCGCUUUGAUGCAAUUCAAGGAAAGCUUCAUCAUCGACGAGCGCGCAUCUCCUGCUUCCUCGUAUGCUUAUCCUAAGGUUGAUGGCUGGACGUUUCAAGGAGUUGAUUGCUGUUCAUGGGAUGGCGUCGAGUGUGAUCAAAUCACCGGUCAGGUGAUAGGCCUGGACCUCAGCAGUAGCUUCCUUUAUGGCUCUAUCAAUUCCUCCAGUACUCUCUUCCACCUUGUUCACCUUCAAAAGCUUAACCUCGCACACAAUGACUUCAAUUACUCUGUGAUUCCAUCUGCGUUGGGCAAUCUUUCGUUGCUGACAUAUCUCAAUCUCUCUAAUUCUGUAUUUUCUGGUCAAAUACCUUCAGAAAUUUCAAAGCUCUUUCGAUUAUCUUCCCUAGAUCUGUCAUAUAAUUGGGAUCCUAGGUUUCAACGGUUGUUGGAACUCAAAAUGCCUGAUCUGAAGAGCUUAAUACAGAAUUUUACAGACUUAAAACACCUUCAUCUCUCGUACGUAGAUGUGGCUUCUCCGAUUCCUAGUGUCUUAGCCAACUUUUCCUCUUUGACGUCCCUUCGUCUCGAUUAUUGUGGACUGUUAGGCAAAUUUCCAUUACCCAUUUUCCAGCUACCAAACCUUCAAAUUGUUUGGCUGAUGCACAACGUGGGUCUCACGGGUUACUUUCCAGAAUUCAAUUUCACCAGCCAACUUAAAGUCUUGGCACUCGGGAACACAAGUUUUUCUGGUGAAUUACCUGCUUCAAUUGGAGGCCUUGAUUCAUUGGAAAUCUUGGAAAUUGAUCAUUGCAACUUCACAGGGUUAGUGCCAUCAACUCUGGGUAAUCUCACCAAUCUCUAUUAUAUGGAUCUUCAAAAUAAUUCUUUUACAGGUGAGCUACCUUACUCAAUUGGAAACCUUAUUUCUUUGGAAUAUUUGUACAUUCCUCGUUGCAAAUUCACAGGAUUAGUUCCAGCUAUGCUGGGUAAUCUCACCAAGCUCAUGGUUUUGGAUCUUGGAAGUAAUCUUUUUAGAGGUUCUAUUCCACCAGAGCUAACGAACCUGACCCAAUUAACUUAUUUGAACCUAAUGGAAAAUAUGUUAGAAGGGUCAGUUCCAAGCUCAAUCUCGAGACUCAAGAAACUAGAAUUUUUUGACUGUGACAAAAAUAGAUUGGGUGGCAUGGUGGAGCUUGAUACAUUUCUUGAGCUAAAACAGUUGAAGUAUCUGUUUCUAUCCUUAAAUAAUUUCAAUUUAAUUUCAAGAAAUAAUACCAAUGCCACCAGUCCUCAGCUUGUUGAUAUAGGAUUGCGUUACUGCCAUCUAAGAGGGUUCCCAGAUUUCUUGCGUAACCAACAUCAAUUGCAACUUCUUGAUCUUUCUUCCAACAACAUUGAGGGCCAGAUACCGAAAUGGCUGUCGAAAGUGAGCAUUGAAACUCUGUUAUUUUUAGACCUUUCAAACAACUCUCUAACCGGUUUUGAUGAAUUCCCGGUUGUUCUUCCGUGGUCCAAAUUAUACUAUCUAAAACUUGAUUCCAACAUUCUCCAAGGUUCACUCCCAGUUCCACCCUUGUCUACUAGUUUCUAUUCCAUCUCAAACAAUUCCAUCACCGGAGAAAUCCCACCACUCUUGUGCAACCUCAGCUCUCUUUCUAUUCUUGAUGUUUCCCUUAAUAACUUGAGUGGUGAGAUCCCUUUGUGUUUGAGCAACUUUAGCGAGUACUUAUUGGUAUUGAGGGUGCGCUCCAACAACUUUCAUGGUCCCAUUCCACGUAGUUGGGCAAGUGGAAACAGAUUAAAGAUGAUAGAUUUGGGCAAAAACAAAUUUCAAGGAAAGAUACCAAGAUCGCUGAUGGAGUGUAGAAUGUUAGAAUAUCUUGAUCUCGGGAACAAUCAGAUUAGCGAUUCAUUCCCUUCAUGGCUGGGGACCCUUCCAGAGUUGAAUAUUCUUAUUUUAAGCUCUAAUGCACUUUAUGGUAUGAUAGGGGAUCCUGAGUCCCAUUUUGUCUUUCCCAAAUUGCGAGUCAUCGAUCUCUCUCACAACAGAUUUAAUGGGACGCUGCCUUCAGGCUACUUUGAAAGAUGGAAUGCCAUGAGAAGUCUUGAUGUCAGGAACUCAUCAGCUAGUUACAUGCUUGAAUAUUUGGAUAUGACGAUCAAUGUAAUGCAUGUUCCCAGGUAUUAUAUUUACUCCAUGACAAUUACAAACAAAGGCAUAGAAAUGCUGUACCCAAAGAUCAUUCGAACUCUUGUAGCCAUUGAUCUCUCGAGCAACAGAUUUGAUGGAGAAAUUCCAGAAUCCAUUUGGAGUCUCAAAGAGCUUCACUUGCUUAAUUUUUCGAAUAAUAUUCUUGUUGGCCGAAUCCCAUCAGCUAUAGCGAAGCUAACGAAUCUUGAAGCAUUGGACCUUUCUCAGAACAAGCUAGCUGGAAGAAUUCCUUGGGAGUUGAGUACACAACUCACUUUCCUUGCGGUUCUCAGCGUCUCUCAUAAUCAUCUCUCAGGACCUAUACCGCAAGGCCAGCAAUUCGAUACUUUCCAAAGUAGUUCCUUUGAAGGAAAUCUUGGGUUGUGUGGAAAACCGUUGCUAAAAGAAUGUGACAGUGGUUCUGGAGCCUUGGCACCACCUCCAUCUUCAAUUUCUGAGGACUCUGGAUUCUUGGUUGGAUUGCAUUGGAAAGUAGUCUUGCUGGGUUAUGGAAGUGGAUUCCUAAUUGGAGUGACUAUUGGGCAUUUUGUGACUACUAGGAAAAGUGAUUGGCUUGCCAAGACUUUCGCCAAAAGUCAUGGAAGAAGGCAAAGGAGGUGAACAAAUGCAAAUAAGUGGACUUUGCUGUGUCAUAUAUUAUUAAGCUAUAUGUAUUGUUAAGCUACAUAUAGUGAUGAUAGAACAGUACGCCCAAUUUACUUUUUCCUUUGCAAAUCAUCACUAGUCUUGUUGUAAUGAAAGAAGUAGAGAUGGAAGGAAAUCAUUAACCCGAGGGAGAUGGAGAGACAGAGAAACAGAGAUCAGUUUCCAUAUUCUACCUGUAGAUGUAAGACUAAGGAACACCAUACUCGAAGCUAUUGUGGGCUUUAAGCCAUUUUAUAUUUGUGUUAGAUUUUCAAAUUUUUUUAAAUAGC